Arabidopsis thaliana (thale cress) is the source of this 978-nucleotide messenger RNA. Its product is annotated as Histone superfamily protein. The transcript has a single exon. NCBI's taxonomy places the organism in Eukaryota, Viridiplantae, Streptophyta, Magnoliopsida, Brassicales, Brassicaceae. The record is from RefSeq and is marked reviewed. Gene Ontology annotation, molecular function: DNA binding; structural constituent of chromatin; protein heterodimerization activity. Gene Ontology annotation, cellular component: nucleus; chromosome; nucleosome. Bases 321 to 632 code for a protein of 103 amino acids.
CAUCGAUCCGUCAAGUAUUGUUAACGAUGUAUAACCAUUGGAUCAGUAAUCAACGGUUGAUAUGAAAAAUCACACGGAUCAACGCAGUUUUAUAUAUUAAGACAUUAGUUAGCCACUUCAUAUCCGUCAAAUUCAAUUGAUCCUCUCUCCAAAUCAUCUUAAAAGUAUCUUCUUCUUCUCCAUCUGGUUUAUUGUUCGAUCGUCAAUUCAAUUGAUUGAUUUGGAAAUCUAGCGUUUCUGUUCGUUACCAUUCACUGAAUAAUUUUUCUUCUGUUCUUCACAGUCACAGAUCUUUGGGUAUCAAGUAAAACUGUGAAGUGAUGUCGGGAAGAGGAAAGGGAGGAAAAGGAUUGGGAAAGGGAGGAGCGAAGAGGCACAGGAAGGUUCUGAGGGAUAACAUUCAAGGAAUCACCAAGCCUGCCAUUCGUCGUCUUGCUCGUAGAGGUGGUGUCAAGCGUAUCAGUGGUCUCAUCUACGAAGAGACCAGAGGUGUCCUCAAGAUCUUCCUCGAGAAUGUCAUCCGUGACGCCGUUACUUACACUGAGCACGCUAGAAGGAAGACGGUGACCGCCAUGGAUGUUGUCUACGCUUUGAAGAGGCAAGGUCGUACUCUCUACGGUUUCGGAGGUUAAUCCGAUUUGGGGGAUUAGGGUUUAUGCAAGUUUGGGGAUUUCUUCUUGUUUCUGAGAUCUGUGUUAAAUGGUUUGAAUUAGUCUAAAGUAAAUCUAGGAGUGUUAGCUACUGCUUUUGUUUUCUAUUGUGAUGUCGUUGUUAGCCAAUGCGGUGUAGUUGAAAAUCUUUGCAAACUUAAAGCUAAGAAAAUCUAAUGAGGAUGAACAAUUUACUCGAUAUCUUGUCUCCUGGUUUUUUACCAUUUUUAACUGUAAUCCCAAAGCUUCUGGGAAGAUUCAUGUUGAAUCGAGAAACAGAGCUACAUUUCACCCUAUCUUCAUUGGUACUCGUAAGAUCAGGAUUCAA